AUGAUACGUGAAAGACAAGCAAUCAAAAGCAGUAAUACUCUAUCUAAAUGGAUAUCAACCGGUUUAUUGGCAUUGAGUCAUAGAAUGCUUUUUGAACCUUCAACUCUGGCUCUAUUCGGAGAAAUUGAUCCACUUUCAAUCGAAUAUGAUUUUGAUCUUUUCGAUAGUAAAAUUCAUUAUCUUACUGCACUUCUUCCAUUAUGGGUCUACUCAAUUUUCUUCCGACGCGUCUUGCAAGUUCGUUCUCGUUUGAACAAUUCAUGGCUUAAAAAACGGCAUCCACCACGUGAGAGUGAUUUUGUUCGAGAUCGAGCAAUUUUUAUUCUCGAUCAUCCAGAAUCAUUUUCAGAUGUACAAUAUGGUGGAAAUCAAACUGCUAUGUUAUGGGUAUCUUUGGGAAAUAGUAUUCCAGCCGUGUUUUGGUGUUUACUCUAUAUUUUACGCGACGCAAAAGCUGUAGAAAGUAUUCGGCAAGAAAUCAAUCAGUAUUUGCCAGCAUUUUCUCUCGAUGACGAUGAUGGUAGUGCGGUAGUUGAGCAAUGGACUCUUGAUCGAUUGGCUUCAUGUGUUAAUUUGGACAGUGCAGUGAACGAAACAUUGCGCUUAGUAGCAACACCAAUGCUGAUGAGAAAAUGUAAGGAAAAAACUGACUUAUCUCUUAAAGAUGGACGCAUCCUACAUUUGGAGCCGAAUGAUGCCAUUGCAUUGUUUCCUGCCGUAGUUCAUGGUGAUCCUGAUAUAUUUCCAAAUCCAGAUAAAUUUAUCUUUGAUCGAUUCGUUCAAAAAAGUGCUGACUCUGUGCCCUCUUUUCUCCCUUUUGGUAAUGGUAAAAAUAUAUGCCCUGGACGAUUCUUUAUUAGAAAUGAAAUCAAAAUUUGCGUCGCCAUUAUUUUGCAACAUCUUGAGUUAAAAUUUGUCGAUAUGAAAACAGUUCCUAAACAAAAACCACAUCGUGUUGGUGUUGGCGUUGCACCACCUAGUGAAGACAUAACGAUUAUGUACCGUUAUAAACUGUAG
Rotaria sp. Silwood1 is the source of this 1017-nucleotide messenger RNA. The record is from the annotation of a GenBank genome assembly. Lineage: Eukaryota; Metazoa; Rotifera; Eurotatoria; Philodinida; Philodinidae.